UAAUGCAUAAACAUGGAGGGUCAAAUGAUAUAUAUACAGGUUUGUUAAAGAAUGUUCUGCUCUUUUAUUCACUUUAACUCCCACAGUUUUGAAGUGUGUGCUUAAACAAAAGGGACGGCUAAAAAGUUUGUGGGCUAACACUAACUUAACGGUGCGUUUGCACAUUUUUGAUGGAUUAUACACAUGGAUGUACAUAUGUUGAACAUUAAGGCACAAUAAUGAAUCUGUCAAUUUAAAUUACUUGCAAGUGUGAAAUUGGAUGGUUCCUUUCCAGAAGUCUUGAGUGGGGCCGUUUUUAGUAAAUGUUUAUUGUUUUUCAUGUUUUUUGGUUUAUUUCCUUUUUGGCAGGCUGUAAUCCCGACGAGAGCUGGACGCUUGUCAAGUACCUGCUAGAUGCAACAUAUGACCUCAUCCCGUUCCACUGGGUCCGAAAGAGGCAUGGUGAAGACUGCCAACGUGCCUGGUUCCCAGUUAAAGGGACGGUUAAGGCGCCAGAGUACACUCGACUCAAGGAAACCUGUGCAAAGGCUCCCAGUUCUAAUAUUGCUGAAUGGCUCAAGGUUACUGUUUUAGUAAGCCAAGCAAUAACUGACUAUGAAGUCGGCCAGUCCCUUCUCAGAGAACGCCUUGAUGUCUCAUCUUCAUCAGAUGCUCCUCAAAAGGAUACACAGCGACCAUGUCGUGUACGCGCUAGGCCAAUGCGGUUAGCUGAAGAGAACAACGCGGACAGUGACCAUAAUUGGAGCUCUGAUUCUGACGAGCACUCGUCUAAUUCUGAAGAGCUUGACACCAUCCAGUCAAAGAGUAAGCCCUAGACAAUUUAAGAAUUUUACUGUUGGAAUCAGUCAUUUCAGGAGAAUUUUUGGUGGCACUGAGGCAUUAAAAUUGACAUGAUAUUCACACGCACAACUGUCUGUUGUAAUUAAUAUCAGUGUUUGAAUUUCGCGAUUAUUGGAGAGGAGAUCAAACUUAUUUAUUUGUUCCAUUCCAACUCAAAAAUUGAGAACCAGAAAGUAAAGCUGUAAUAUUUACAAAUAUACAUGUAGUUAUAAUAUCGGAGAAAUAAUCUUGUUUUAAACUCUCCUACACAGAUUGCCCCUGCAUUUAUAUCUCGUGCGCGUACAUAGCAUGAGCAACAAAAAACAGUCAAAGACCAAUUUAAGAAGGUAUAUUGCAUAUUAGUUUUGGAAUAUUAUAAAAUCACUUCUUAAAGUCAGUGAUCUACCAUGUAAACAUUAUUUCGUUCAAAUUGAAGCAUUGAAACGGACGCUACGCUUCAUCAAACUCAGGGGAUGAAAAUCGCAUUGGGCAACCUUCCUUGAAAGUGAGACAGCGCAGUUGAGAGAAACACACACAUACGCAUGUGGGUGUUUGAUCUAAUUGCGUUUGGCCCAUCUUUUGUGUGUUUCAACUGCGCUGUCUCAUUUUCAAGUGAAGUGGCCCAAGGCAAUUUUCAUCCUCUGAUUUUGAUGAAGUAUAGCGUCCGUUCCAGUGCUUCGAUUUGAACGAAAUCAAGUUGAUAAGGUAGAUUGAUUAUCUGACUUUAAGAGGUGAUUUUAAAAUAAUUCCAAAACUUGCGUGCAAUACAUGUGUACCUUUAUUAAUUGGUCUUUGACUGUGGUGCACCCUGUACAGUAUGUACAAGAGGCACAUUCAGGUGGAUUUUAAGGAAACUUGAAACUUGUUCGUGUUAUUAAGAGUUUGUAAUUUACAAAAAUUGAACCUUAUAGUCAGUUUCCCGCCCAGUCAAUUCUUUGUUCAACUUUAAAACCGCCAAAAUUGAAUCUAGUCAGUUUUUGUGAUUAAGCUGACAAUUUGAUAUUAAAAAGCCGUAUCCUUUCACAGUGAUAACCUACUACUGCUUCCCAAGUUGCAGCAUUGCUAAUGCAGCAUGUAUCUAGUGAUCCUUGGUCACACAGUAUGUAUAGGUGUCAUGGCUUCUGACUAGCAGCCUGAGCACAAAGAUGACAGACAAUUUGGGACACUACCAACAUAGGGCUGAAUAGCUCAGUUGGUAGAGCUCUGGUAUGGUAAACCGGAGGUGGCAGGUUCGAGUCCAGCCCCAGUCAAUUCUUUGUUCAACUUUAAAAUCGCCAAAAUUGUACCUAUAGUCAUUCCCUUGUUGGGGGUUUAUUUGACAGUUCGUAGUUUGGAUACAUGUACAGAAUGCAUUUUACAAUUGAGGGAAGGACCUCUGUUAAAUAAUUAUAUAAUCAUUAAUACUGAGACAGUUUAGCCAUUGGUCGGUCGAGCCAUGACAUGACUGGUCAUAAACGGUUUAGAAAGUACCGGCUAGCUGGUCAUGUAUCUGUUCCCAUGUGUGUAACAUUCGAUGUUUGCGCAGCUAGUGCCAAUGAUUCCAGAUUCACUCUGUCCUUUAUAACUUGUCGCAUUGUGCGUUACAUCAGCAGAACGCAUGCGCCACCAUACUUGCCUGUUUAGUGUGUGAGUUCAAGGUCAUGUACAUGUAGUUUUUUCUUUCUUUGGACCAUAUUUUAAAAGUAUAAGUUUGUUUUGUAAAUAAAUGGUUAAAAAAUUAUUUAUAAAAAAAUAAUGUGUGCAGAGUGUUUCCUUU
This is a messenger RNA of Asterias rubens (European starfish), 2575 nucleotides long. RefSeq lists its product as uncharacterized. The coding region runs from base 303 to 815 and encodes 170 amino acids. The record is from RefSeq and is a predicted model, not a curated record. The transcript has 2 exons. Lineage: Eukaryota; Metazoa; Echinodermata; Asteroidea; Forcipulatida; Asteriidae.